AAAAGAGCCCACACCUCAUAUAAAACGCAGAGCGAACCCUGGUGUUAGGGUACAACAAAAAAAUUACGGGACCUUGCUCCUCGUCAGACAGUUGAAAACUCGGGCGCAGGAAUUUGACGACUCUCACUGCGAAUCUGGAGAGCCCUCGCUCGCGAAGGAGGCAAUCUGUAUUGCAGCAAUGGGGGAAAGUGGGAAACGAUAUCGUAACCAGAGGGAUUAUGAUGGCGACAGUAAGAAUCAGAAGAGACGGUUUAAUGACAAAAAUGAAAAAGGAAAUGACGAAUUGGUUGUUUAUAGAAUCCUAUGUCCAGCUAAUGUUAUAGGAAGUGUAAUUGGUAAAAGUGGAAAGGUGAUCAAUUCCAUAAGACAAGAGACGGGAGCAAAAAUUAAGGUGGUGGAUCAAUUUCCGGGUGCCAAGGAUAGGGUUAUAACAAUCUACUGCUAUGUUAAGGAGAAGGAAGAUGUCGAUGUUGAUGAUGAAUUCAAUGACAAAGAGCCAUUAUGCUCUGCUCAGGAUGCGCUUCUUGGGGUUCAUGCUGCCAUUUCUAAUGCAGUUUAUACUGCUAGGGAAGCUGACAAGAAACACAGAGACAAGGAGGAAUGCCAGAUUCUCGUGCCAUCAAGUCAGUCUGCAAAUAUCAUUGGAAAGGCGGGGGCAACAAUAAAAAAGUUGAGAAGCAAGACCAGAACUAGCAUCAAGGUUACAGCCAAGGACACUAAUGACCCAACUCAUGCAUGUGCAAUGGACUUUGAUAACUUCCUUCAUAUAAGUGGUGAUUCAGAGGCUGUGAAGAAGGCAUUAUUUGCAGUUUCUGCAAUCAUGUAUAAGUUCUCACCAAGGGAAGAGAUUUCUCUGCUGACGACCAUACCAGAUGCCCCUCCCAGCAUUAUUAUACCCUCAGAUGUCCCUAUUUAUCCUCCAUCUGGGUUGUAUCCUAAUACAGAUUCUCUGAUUUCUUCUAGACCACUUUCUUCGAUUUUAGGUGCCACACAUGUUCCUGAUCUUCAGGGUUUUGGGGACACAGGGAAUACCUGGCCUGUUUAUUCAUCUGCCCUGCCCGUUGCCCCUGGUUUUGGUGGUCCCUCGCGAUCUGAGGAGUUAAUUAUAAGAGUUUUGUGCCCCUUUGACAAGAUUGGGCGUGUCAUUGGCAAGGGAGGGGGUACCAUUAAAAGUAUAAGGCAGGAUAGUGGUGCGCAUGUUGAGGUCGACGAUACUAAACAUGAUCGAGAUGAGUGUGUCAUUACCAUCACUGCAACGGAGUCGCCCGAUGAUUUGAGAUCGAUGGCAGUUGAAGCUGUGCUGUUGCUUCAAGGGAAGAUAAAUGACGAAGAUGAUUCUACUGUUACUAUGCGGCUUCUUGUUCCAUCUAAAGUUAUUGGGUGUAUUAUUGGAAAAAGUGGUUCAGUUAUAAAUGAAAUUCGCAAGAGAACUAAAGCUGAUAUUCGCAUAUCAAAAGGAAAUAAGCCUAAGCGUGCUGACAUCAAUGAUGAACUUGUUGAGGUGGUUGGGGAGGUGGCUAGUGUUAGGGAUGCACUUAUCCAGAUUAUUUUGAGGCUCAGAGAUGAUGUGCUGAAGGAUAAGGAUGGGCACCGUAAUUCUUCUAUUGCUGCUGAUUCUCUAUCUUCUGGUGGUACUGGUAUUUCAAUGCCAUCUCUUUUGUCCUCUGUUCCACCAGUUGCACCAUUGGGUUAUGAUCAGAGGGCUGAAUUUGGAAGUGGAUUGGGACUGCUUUCUUCGAGCAACUUCUAUGGAUAUGGAUCUUUGUCAUCGGUGGGAGAAAAAGGCUAUGGUUCUGUGUCUUCAUAUUCAUCCAAACUGUAUGGAGGUUUGCCUACACCUUCGGCGCUUGAGAUGCUGGUCCCUGCUAAUGCAGUGGGCAAAGUACUGGGUAAAGGAGGAGCAAAUAUAGGCAACAUUAGAAAGUUAUCUGGAGCAAUGAUAGAGCUUUCUGAAACCAAAUCUGCUUGGGGUGAUCGAAUUGCUCUUAUAUCUGGCACACCUGAGCAGAAGCGGACCGCUGAGAAUAUGAUUCAGGCACUUAUAAUGGCCACCUGAGUGCUAAAGACAGUUCCUGAUAUCUGAAGGUCUUUGGAUGGUUUCCUUGCUCUUCCUGGACAGAAGAUGAUGAUAUAGGUAGAAGUUCUCCUAGCAUAGGGUUGGGAAUACCCUGUUUAAUGUGUGUAUAAAUUUAUCUUGCCUCCGAUCAAUCCUAUGCUCUUCCGAAAGGACUUGAUUUAGUGAAAGGACUCGUAGAAAUUCAUCUUACCUCAUUUUUUGAUACGUUACAUUUGUUCGUGAAAGGACUUGAUGCAGUGACGUCGCUUUUUAUUAUCUGGUCCUUCCUCUAUAGUACUAACUGAUAAUGUUGAGAUGAAAUCACUUUUUUCAUCUCUUGUUAUAAGUUGUUUCCUAAUGUUCUAUGAAACUCAGUUUUUGUCUUCUAUGUUCUUAGUUGAAAUGGUCAUAUGGUCCAUCCAGCAAACAUCAACACAGCUUAUAUUCCGAGACACGAUCUCUUUUGAAUGAAAUAUCCCUAUGCCCUUUUUUAGGUUUAUCAAAAUCAGUAACAGCUGCCCUUCCAGUUUUGUUUUCCCAGCAUUGUCAAUAUUCUCUUUGUUAUCUUCAUCAAUGUUCACUUCCCUCAGCCCAAAACCGAAUUCAAAUUCACUCUUUUUGCUAUAUACCUUAUGGCACCACAAAACGGGUAAAUUUCGAGACAGUAUAGUUCUUUUUGCUAUUGUAGAGUUCAACUAUUUCUAAUCUGAAACCCUCUUAUUUAUUCCUGCCUCAAAAAAUGUAUUCCGAAGCAAGUAAUGGUCAAUACUGCAAUGCUUGACUUAUUGAAAGUUCUGGUUGCCUGUCUAUUUGUGGAUCGUCGUAUAAAUCUUUCACAAUAAUGUACACAUGAUCUUACUAAGCAAGCUCUGCUGAACAUAGACUGAUGACUUUUCCUGAUGAAGGGAGCCUUUCAGUAAGUAUGGUAUCUGGUCUUUUCAUCUAUCUUAACUAUGCCUUCACAGAAUACGAUAUAGGAAUGCAUAUCCUUCCCUUUCACUCUCUGAUUCUCACCCAUGACUUGUCCGCGCAUCUGAGUCCCAAUGGCGAUGGGUCUGAUGAAAAGUUUUCUUCUUUUAUGGGCGAAUAGUUGAUUUAUAUCAUUGCAGUAUUGAUAUGCAGUAGAGGCGGAACAGUUUUAUGAAUACGGUAAUGCAUUUGUUGAUGUACAUGUAAAUGAGCAAAGAAUGUUUUGCUGCAAUAUAUUUCUCAUGUCUAAGCUGAUGAUUAUGCCUUUACAGGGCAUGUAUGUUUUUGAACUUUUACGUGUAUUUUACCUUAAAUCUGAUUGAUGAAAAAGAACCCCCUUGUAAGCAUUGUCGAAAAUGUGUAGUGGAAGGUGAAAAUUCGUGGUUCUGUGCUAUGGAA
Tripterygium wilfordii is the source of this 3424-nucleotide messenger RNA. RefSeq names its product KH domain-containing protein At4g18375-like. Gene Ontology annotation, cellular component: nucleus; cytoplasm. Bases 179 to 2056 code for a protein of 625 amino acids. Lineage: Eukaryota; Viridiplantae; Streptophyta; Magnoliopsida; Celastrales; Celastraceae. The transcript has 9 exons. The record is from RefSeq and is a predicted model, not a curated record. Gene Ontology annotation, molecular function: mRNA binding. Gene Ontology annotation, biological process: regulation of gene expression.